UAGACCUGACGGGUUCUUCUUCACGUUAAGACACGUGUAAAAUCGUAGCUUCGAGAUCAAAAAUUUACUGCUGAAGUAGUGGACUUGACGUGAGCGGCCGUAUUCAUUCGGGUUAGUUGGUGAUUGCAUUUUGUUCUGGUCGUCACAACAUUCGUCGGGCUGAACACAGCUAACCAUGGUUUCCACAAAAAUUGCUUUUAGCCUAUUAGGGCUUCUUUUACUUUCUGCAUCCUGUUAUGCCCAAGAUGACGAAGUUGUUGCAGAUAACAUUGAGAUUGACUUGGGUGCAAGCAGAGAAGGUUCCAGAACAGAUGCUGAGGUUGUAAAAAGGGAAGAAGAAGCAAUUAAACUUGAUGGCUUGAAUGUAGCUCAAGUAAAGGAACUCAGGGAAAAGUCUGAAAAGUUUGCUUUUCAGGCUGAAGUCAAUCGAAUGAUGAAACUCAUCAUCAACUCUCUAUACCGCAACAAAGAGAUCUUCUUGAGAGAGUUGAUUUCAAAUGCAUCUGAUGCUAUUGACAAAAUUCGUCUAAUGGCUCUUACAGAUAAGGAUGCUUUGGCUGCCACAAGUGAACAAACAAUACGAAUCAAGGCUGACAAAGAAAACAAUGUACUUCAUAUCACGGAUACUGGUAUUGGUAUGACCAAAAACGAUUUGGUUACGAACCUUGGUACAAUCGCCAAAUCAGGAACGGCGGAUUUCUUGAGCAAAAUGCAGAAUCCAGAAUCAACUGGACAAGAUGCAGGCGACCUAAUCGGACAAUUCGGUGUCGGCUUCUACUCAGCGUUCUUGGUCGCUGAUCGAGUUGUUGUAACGUCAAAGAACAAUGACGACAAACAGUACAUCUGGGAAUCGGAUGCCAACUCUUUCAGCAUUGCCGAAGAUCCUCGAGGAGAUACACUGAAGCGUGGUACACAGAUUAGCCUUUACCUGAAAGAGGAAGCCCGCGAUUUCCUUGAAGUUGACACCAUUCGUAACCUAGUGCACAAGUACUCCCAGUUCAUCAAUUUCAAUAUAUACCUAUGGACUAGCAAGACUGAAGAAGUAGAAGAACCUAUUGAUGAUGAAACAGAACCAGUUACAGAGAAAAAAACUGAGGAAGAGGAAGAUGCUAAAGUGGAGGAAGAAACGGAAGAGAAGAAACCAAAGACUCGCAAAGUUGAAAAGACCACAUGGGACUGGGAGUUGCUGAACAAUGCCAAACCGAUUUGGACUAGAAAACCGUCUGAGGUUGAAGAAAAUGAAUACGAGGAAUUUUACAAGGCGAUUACCAAGGAUACACAAGGGCCAUUAGGUCACAUUCAUUUCGUCGCGGAGGGUGAAGUUACGUUCAAAUCACUCCUAUACAUCCCCAAAACUCAGCCGACUGAAAGUUUCAACAAAUAUGGUACCCGAACAGAUAACAUCAAGCUUUAUGUUCGCCGCGUUUUCAUUACCGACGACUUCCAAGACAUCAUGCCCAACUAUUUGAACUUUAUCCGAGGUGUUGUUGAUUCCGACGACUUACCAUUAAACGUAUCUCGGGAAACUCUGCAGCAGCACAAACUCAUCAAAGUUAUCCGCAAAAAACUGAUUCGUAAAACUUUGGACAUGAUCAAGAAAUUGGACAAAGCUGAACAAGAAAAGUUCUGGGGCGAAUAUUCUACCAACAUUAAAUUGGGUGUUAUCGAUGAUUCAGCUAACCGUUCCAGACUGGCUAAGCUUCUGCAGUUCCGUUCUUCAGCUAACAAGGGCUUCAUCACGUUCUCGGAUUACGUUGAACGCAUGAAGGAGAAGCAAGAGUCUAUUUACUUUAUUGCUGGUUCAUCUUUGGAUGAAGUUGAAAAAUCCCCCUUCGUCGAGCGACUCGUUAAAAAAGGCUACGAGGUCCUCUACCUCACCGAAGCUGUUGAUGAAUAUUGCAUCUCUGCCCUUCCUGAGUUUGAAGGAAAGAAAUUCCAGAACGUAGCCAAGGAGGGAGUUGAAUUAGAUGAGGGAGAAGGUGCCAAAGCCAAAUUGGAGGCCCUUAAAACCCAGUUUGAGCCAUUGACGAAAUGGUUAACUGAAACGGCCCUUAAAGAACACAUUACGACGGCUAGGGUAUCGAACCGUUUGUAUAAAUCGCCUACUGCAUUAGUAGCAUCGCGUUGGGGUAUUACUGGUAAUAUGGAACGGUUGAUGUUAGCUAAUUCUCAUCAGAAAUCGCAAGACAUUCAAAGAGAUUAUUACUUAACACAGAAGAAAACUUUGGAAAUCAACCCCCGUCAUCCUUUGAUUAAAGAACUGCUUCGGCGAGUUGAAGCUGACCCUGAGGAUCGUGUGUCGAAGGGCAUGGCAAUGAUGAUGUUCCAAACAGCUACUCUUCGUUCUGGCUACAUGCUACAGGAUCCAAGCCAGUUUGCCGAGCACAUAGAUGCAAUGUUGAAGCAGUCAUUAGGAGUGGGUGACGCGGAAAUCGAAGAAGAGGAGGAAAUUGAAAAUGUGCCGGAAGGAGAAAAUGCCGAAGAGGAAGCAGAUCAGGAUAAUGAUGAAGAUGAAGAUAAAUCGUCGAAAGACGAACUUUGAAUGAAUGUCUUGUGGAACUGAGAGAACGUUUGGUAUGUUUGUUUUUGUGACCGAUAAUAAUUAUAGACGAGUGUUGAAAAUACUGUUACACUGUCAAGUGAAAUCUGAACUGCGUCUUGAAGAUUUUGUUUCCGAAUUCUUUGCGAUAUUUCCGUAUCUAAAGGGCAAAAUAAAAUGUUUCCCCAAAAA
Molecule: messenger RNA, 2731 nt
Organism: Daphnia magna
Lineage: Eukaryota; Metazoa; Arthropoda; Branchiopoda; Diplostraca; Daphniidae
Gene: Gp93
Product: endoplasmin homolog
Exons: 13
Coding region: 176-2542 (788 amino acids)
Biological process (GO): protein folding
Molecular function (GO): ATP hydrolysis activity; ATP-dependent protein folding chaperone; ATP binding
Source: RefSeq, a predicted model, not a curated record